AUGGCAUCUCCAAUCGUCACAAUGAGCUUUACCGAGGCGACUCAGAAGCGUCGCACCAUCCGCGCCCUCGAUUCAAAGACGACGGUUCCCGACAGCACCAUAGUUAAGCUAGCCUCGGCCGCCAUCCUCACCGUCCCAUCUGCUUUUGACAACCAGUCGGCCCGGUUGACGGUCGUGUUCGGAGACGACCACAAGAAACUCUGGUCAAUCACUGCAGAUGCACUGCUGGCGAAGAUUGGCGAGGAGCGCUGGAACGGGGGCACCAAGGACCGCAUCGCCAACUUUGCCAACGCCUACGGAACUAUCCUGUUCUGGGACGACCAAUCAUGCGCGACCGCGAUGAAAGAGAACGCCCCCGACAUCUAUAAGGAUAAGACAGACGAGUGGGUGCAGCAGAGCAACGGCAUGCACCAGUACUACCUGUGGACCGCCCUCGAGGCCCUGGGGCUGGGGGUCAACCUGCAGCACUACAACCCUCUCAUCGAUGCCCAGGUGCAGAAGACGUGGAGUGUCCCGUCGAACUGGAAGCUAAAAGCACAAAUGGUCUUCGGCGUUCCAAAGGAUGGUAGCGCGCCAGGAGAAAAGCCACAGAAGCUUUCCUUGGAGCAAAGACUGCAGGUAUUUGGGGCAGUUGAUCAAACGGUGCCUAACUAG
Messenger RNA from Penicillium waksmanii, 654 nucleotides. RefSeq names its product Nitroreductase. NCBI's taxonomy places the organism in Eukaryota, Fungi, Ascomycota, Eurotiomycetes, Eurotiales, Aspergillaceae. The record is from RefSeq and is a predicted model, not a curated record. The transcript has a single exon. Gene Ontology annotation, biological process: cellular response to oxidative stress. Bases 1 to 654 code for a protein of 217 amino acids.